CUUCUUCCUCGCAUAUCAAAAAGAAGAUAGAGACAGAAAAGGACAGAAAGAGAGAGACAUAGAUAGAAAGAAAACAAAAUGGAAGAGACAAAAUCAAGAUUCAGGAGGAUCUGUGUCUUCUGCGGAAGCAGCUCCGGCAACAAAACCACCUAUCACGACGCUGCUCUCCAACUCGCUCACCAACUGGUGGAGAGAAGAAUCGAUUUGGUGUAUGGAGGAGGAAGCGUGGGGCUAAUGGGUCUCAUAUCUCAGGCUGUUCAUGAUGGUGGUCGUCAUGUUCUUGGGAUCAUUCCGAAGUCUCUAGCACUAAGAGAGAUAACCGGCGAAUCAAUUGGAGAGGUUAUAACGGUAUCGACUAUGCACCAAAGGAAGGCUGAAAUGGGUCGCCAAGCGGAUGCCUUCAUCGCACUUCCUGGUGGAUAUGGGACAUUUGAAGAGUUGCUGGAAGUUAUCACCUGGUCUCAACUUGGGAUCCACGCUAAACCGGUGGGACUAUUGAAUGUGAAUGGAUUCUACGAUUCACUACUGACGUUUAUAGAUAAGGCAGUGGACGAAGGCUUUGUCUCCUCCACCGCUCGCCGUAUCAUCGUCUCCGCCUCGACCGCUCCUCAGUUGCUCCAACUUCUUGAGGAGUAUGUACCAAAGCACGACGACUUUGUGUCCAAAAUGGUGUGGGAUGAUAUUACGGACGCUCCCACAUCCGAAGGCGACUCGUGCUUCAGAGAGAGAGAGAUUGAGAAUCCAUGUAAAGCUCUCUCUUUCCUCUCCUCCACUUUCCCUUCCCGUCACCACCUUCAUUUUCCUCCGUUUUCUCGCCUUCGCUUCCACAGCUUCCCCGCAUUUUCCUUCAAACCAAACACCUCUUCUUCAUCACUCUUCUUCCCUCCCAAAUCCCCAGAUCACCCCUCUUUCCCUUCCGCCACCGAAACCCUAGAAACCGAUAUCCACGAGAAGCUCCUUUACCUCGAUUCCCUCGGAAUCGACUUCCUCACUCUAAUCAACCGCCACCCUCCUCUCCUCUCCGCCGCUCUCUCCGCCGUUAGAUCCGUCGUCGAUUACAUGACCACCCCGCCAAUCAACUUCUCCUUGCCGGAUUUCCGCCGCCUCGUCUCCAUGUGCCCGGAGCUUCUCACUUCCCCUCUCACCUCCCACACAAUCCCCGUCAUCACUUUCCUCCUCCGCGAAGUCGGCGUCGACGGCGUAUUCGAUCUCCGCCAAGCCUUACGCCGUCGACCUCGUCUUCUCGCCUGCAGCGUCGAUUGUCAGCUCCGGCCAACGCUCUACUUUCUCCAGAGAAUCGGAAUCCUCGAUCCACACAAACACACCUACCUCCUCUCUUGCAGCGUCGAGCACAAGCUCCUCCCACGAAUCGAUUACUUCCAGAAACUGGGGUUCUCUCGGCGGAGCGCCACCACAAUGUUCCGGAGAUUCCCGCAGCUGUUCAAUUACAGCAUCACCGAAAAUUACGAGCCGAAGCUGAAUUACCUGAUGGGAGAGAUGGGGAGAGACGUGAGAGAGAUCCUCGAGUUUCCGCAGUAUUUCUCCUUCAGCUUAGAGAACCGGAUCAAACCGAGACACCAGGCUUGUGCGGCGAAAGGGGUGAGGUUCCCGUUGCCGGUGAUGUUGAAGACGAACGAAGCUGGGUUUCGGGAUACAUUGGAGGUACAUUAUGUAUUGAAUGAUUCAGAAGAACUCAAAGAAUGA
Messenger RNA from Thlaspi arvense, 1704 nucleotides. Lineage: Eukaryota; Viridiplantae; Streptophyta; Magnoliopsida; Brassicales; Brassicaceae. The record is from the annotation of a GenBank genome assembly.